UCAUUCACAGAUUUUUUUGAGGUGUUGUGUUUUUUGCUGUGCGAUCCGUAGCAUUUUUCGAUUUUUAUGAGAAAAUUUAAGUGAAGCACUACUUUGAUACUAAAGCUUGAAAUCCUGCAAUUAUCCUAGGUGACGAUGUUUUCGUGAGUUGAAAGUAUUCCCUUCAAUUUGAUGGAGUUGAAGGUUUGGGUUGAAGGGAUACAAAGGAUUGUUUGUGGGGUCACCGAGACUACCACUUGCCAGGAUGUAGUUUUUGCGUUAGCUCAUGCCACUGGAAAAGUGGGCAGAUUCACAUUGAUAGAGAGAUGGAGGAACAAUGAGCGGCUGCUGGCGCCCCAGGAGUACCCCCUAAAGAUUCUCAUGAAAUGGGGUGAAUAUUCAAAUGACAUUCAGUUCAUACUCAGACGAUCAGAGUCAGGCAACAAUCAGAAGAUAUUACAAAAUCAAAACAAUCACUCUAGAUCUCCUAUUGGAAAUGGGGGCCACAACACAUCAAACCCAAACAUGCUGGACAGCCAUAACUCGCCAAACCGAAUGAACACCACACCACCGUAUAAUAAUAACAAUAGUAAUAACACAUCCCCUGGGAAUCCCAUUGGUGUUGUGAAAGGCAUCCAGCAAGCAAAGACUCCAGAGUCACAUAGUCCAGUCCUUAAAGAUGUCCCACCUUACAGAGAUCCCCCACCGCCGUACCGAUCGCCACCGCCACCGGCACAAACCUCACGCAAAUCACCAAACCCUUCAAGAGGGAACCCUCGCCAGACCCCCAUGUCUCCAGUGAACGUCACAGAAGACCCCGACCGGGGCCCGGAGGCUGUCAGCUACAACACCCAGUAUAAGGAGCUGGUGUCACUUGUAAAUUUUCAGCGAGAGAAGCUUUCUUGCCAGCAGGCUGAUAUGAUUAAGUACGACGCGGAGAUAGGCUACUGGGAGACGAAGGGGCGCGAGCAGGACCGGCAGGUGGAGCUGCUGCAGCAGCAGAUCAGCUCCGCCGACAGCCAGCUGCGCAUCAGCACGGAGCAGGUGCAAGCAUUAACCUACGUAGAGGAAGAGAGCGAGAUAGCCAAACAGAAAGAGAAGACGCUAAAGUCGGAGAUAGUCCUAGUACGGAGCAAACUGGCCAACUGUGAGACUGAGCUGCUGCAGUGCAAGAACAAGAUCCGCAAACUGAUGGAGGACAUCCACACCGAGCAGCGUCUGGGCGCGAGGCCGCAGGAGAACCGACAAGCGCUGGAGCGGUCGAUGCUGGCGGAGGUGGAGAGCCUGCAGAGCCAGAUCCAGCAGGCGAAGCACGCCACCGAGAUCAACCACCUCACCGCCGAGAACCUCAAGCGAGAGGUGGGCGUCUUAGAGAGUGCUAUAAUGGAGAAGAAGCGGCAAGUGGAACGCCUCGUGCAGGAGAUGAAGGAGGCCAACCUGCAGAGCCUCAGCGGCAGCGUCGACGAGCUGAGACACCCUCUGGACGGUCUCUGUAAGGCCGGCAGCGCCCGCCGAAUCAUCGGUUCUCCGCGACAGCUGGAGAACGCAGCCCCCACCAAUAAAAACCCGCACGGAGUGUGGGUUUAAAGUAUUAACGUAUUUAAGUAUUAGUAGAAGUAAUAUUUCUGUCGAUGACCUUUUGUUCUAGCUACACGAUUCACCUUUUAAUUAAAGUUUACGCAAAAUAGAUAAGCUAAAAUCUGAUUGGCCAGAGAAUCCGCCAUUUUGUUGGGCAAUGGCGCCAAUAACUCGGUGCUUAUUUAGUAGGUAAUAGAUUUGCUAUAGAAUGCUCUCAGAGUUAUGUUUUACCUUAUAGUUUUAUAAUAAUCUAUAUUAGCAUUUAUUUUAACAGCCCGAAUGUGCCAUGUAUCAGUCAUGUUUGAUAAAGCCUAUUCGAAUAGGAUAGGACAUCCUAUUCAAUAUUAUGCUUUUUUGUGUCCUGCAAAUAUCGUCCGCAUGCCUGUUCUAAUAGGGCCCUUUUACUAAAAUCCUAGUGCUAGACAAAAGACAGAUUGUGUGACUCGUUAAUAUUACUUCGAAUGUCUCAAGAUUCUAGAGUAGGUAUAGGCACUUCAAUCACCGCCUCCAAAAAUGUGAUG
This is a messenger RNA of Plutella xylostella (diamondback moth), 2078 nucleotides long. It is a transcript of the gene RASSF8, whose product is annotated as ras association domain-containing protein 8. Gene Ontology annotation, biological process: signal transduction. Lineage: Eukaryota; Metazoa; Arthropoda; Insecta; Lepidoptera; Plutellidae. The record is from RefSeq and is a predicted model, not a curated record.